Prorocentrum cordatum is the source of this 1278-nucleotide messenger RNA. Lineage: Eukaryota; Dinophyceae; Prorocentrales; Prorocentraceae. The record is from the annotation of a GenBank genome assembly.
GCCUGCGCCACGCUCCUUUCGCUGACCUCGAGGCGGCGAGGGCGGGGACGCCGCGCAGGGGCCCGUGCGGCGAGGGCUGCUCAACAGGGCGGCUGCGUGGAUGUGGAGGACAGCUGGACUGCUGGCUUGGAGGCCAUCGAGGCGCCCCCUGUGCUGCAGCUGUGGCUGGAGAUGCUCGACCCCGACCUGCUGGAGCUGAUAUCGAGGGUGGAGGGCUGCGGCCACCGGGCCUGGAUCGUCGGCGGGGCGGUCCGCGACGUGCUCCGCGGCAUCGCGCCCAGCGACGUCGACAUCGCCACCACCAUGAGGCCCUCGGAGCUGCUCGAGGCCUUCCCGCGGUCCAUCUCGACCGGGGAGAGGUGGGGCGUCAUCACGGUGAGGCACGGCGGCGUCACCUGCGAGUGCUCCGUGUUGCGGGCGGCGGUGGGCGGAUGCCUCGACGGCAGGCGGAGCAGCGAGCUGGUUCCGGCCAGCUCCCUGAGAGAGGACCUGGCAGCCCGAGACUUCACCAUCAACGCGAUGGCUGUCGAUGCUGGCCGCGGCUUAUUGUACGAUCCCUUCGGAGGCCUGCAGGACUCCGAGGCCGGCACGCUCCGCGCCGUGAGCGACCCGGCCUCGCUGAUGCUCCGCGCGGACGCCCUGCGGGCGCUGCGGGCGUACCGCUUCCUGGGGCGCCCGGCGGGCGAGGGGCGGCCGCGGCGGCUCGACCCCGCGCUGCGCGCGGCGCUCGUGGAGGCGGCGCCCCUGCUGCAGGGCAUCUCCUGCGAGCGCAUCCUCAAGGAGCUGAAGCUCAUACUGCAGAGCCCAGGCGCACCGGACGUGGUGCGGACCAUGAUCGAGGACGGCUCGCUGCAGGCGGCCCUCCCGCUGCCAGCGCCCCUUGCCGCCGAGGGGCGCGAGUUGCGGGCGCUGGGGGGCCUCUGGCGCGACGAGGCCACGCUCCGCACCCUGCGGCGGCUGCGGCCGGGCACGCUGCCCGCGGCCCGCCUGGCCGACCCGCUGGCCGAGGGGGCGUCGCCGACGCCCCCCGCGCGGGAGCAGCCGUUCGCCUUCUACGCUGUGCUGGACCUCGAGGCCACCUGCUGGGAGCGCGGGGCGGCCCCGGACGGCUUCGAGGCGGAGGUGCGCCGGCUGCCCGCCGUCCUGGUCGACGGGCGCGCCGGGCGCGCCGUCGCGGAGUUCCGCACCUUUGUCAAACCCGAGCUGUGGCCGCAGCUGUCCAGCUACUGCACGCGGCUCACUGGCAUCUCCCAGGCGCUCGGCCGUCGUGUCCGCUGA